UGAAGAAUUUAUAUAAUAUUAUUUCAACGACAUCUACGGACGUAAUCGUUCACAAAAAAGAAAAAAUUAAAAAAAGAAGUAUUAAUAAGAAAAGAUAAAAAGAAAAAAAAAAGAGAAAGAGAGAGAGAGAGAAAUAACAGAAAACAUACGUAAUACUCGAGAUAUCAAAUAAAUAAUUCCGGCAGAUAUAUUCAUAUAUAAAGUCCGUUGUUUUAAUUAAUGAAUUAUAAUUUAUAUCUGUACCACGCCUACUACGUGUGUUCUAAAGAGGUAAAAAAUAGAAAAGAAAAGGAAAAAGAAAGAAAAAUGGGAAUAACAUUUGGCGCUAAAUUUAGUCAUUUGAACUUUCAAGGGCGCAGUUUAGCGUCACUUCUGUGCUCUCAUCAUAAUCCUAAGAUAGCACGUAGAUACUUUCUACUAUACCUAUAAAGAAUUUCGUAACGACCAAAAUAUGAUUAUAACGAUUUAGUCGUUCGAAAAUUAAACCGGGAGUGAUUUUGUGCCAUCUAUUCGUCACGGAAGAGACCCAAGUGAGAUCAUGUUAUCGUAUGUUCGCCGUUAUUCAUCUGCCUAAAGUACCGACGAUCUUCAAGCCAAGCCCUUGUGACCUUUCCGUAGUCCGUGGUGACCUUCAAACGAAUUUGAGCGUGAAAAUCUGCGGCUCGUCGUCUAUCUGACUGAGCUGCGAGUGAUAGAAAACAAAUUUUUUUUCAACACUCGUGACGAAGAAGGAGAGACGAUCGAGCGAUCAAAAAUAAACAAGCAAAAUGUCCAAAGAACGUGCUUCCAGAAGAUUUUACCGUGUAGACAGUAGCAAUGAUUUGUUAGAAUUCAUGGAUCGUGGCUAUACAGCUCAACAUGAAAAUCGUUGGAAUUUUGAAGUUGCGUGGGAAGUUGCCAAUAAAGUCGGUGGUAUAUACACGGUAAUACGAUCUAAAGCUUACGUAUCUACCGAAGAAAUGGGUGAUCAAUACUGUCUUAUGGGACCGUACAAAGAGCUUACAGCAAGAACCGAAGUCGAAGAGGCUGAUUUUCCUCAUCAUAACCCAUUGAAUCAAGCCGUACAAAUUUUACGCGAUCAAGGAUUUAAAGUUGUAACUGGAACAUGGCUAGUUGAUGGAAAUCCUCAAAUAAUUUUAUUUGAUAUUGGAAGUGCAGCAUGGAAAUUAGAUGAAUAUAAACAAGAAAUGUGGAAUACAUGCAAUCUUGGUAUUCCUCAUUUAGAUAUUGAAGCAAAUGAUGCAGUAAUCCUUGGAUAUUUAGUUUGUCAAUUUAUCUCUGAAUUCAGAAAAGCAGCAGAACAAUAUUCUGUUGUUCCACCACGAGUAGUCGUACAUUGUCACGAAUGGCAGGCAGGUGUUGGUUUAAUUGCAUUAAGAACAAGACACGUUGAUGUCGCAACUGUCUUUACAACACAUGCUACACUCCUUGGAAGAUAUUUAUGCGCAGGAAAGACUGAUUUUUACAACAAUUUAGAUAAGUUCAGUGUAGACGAAGAAGCCGGGAAGCGCCAAAUUUAUCAUAGAUAUUGUAUGGAACGAGCGGCUACACAUUUAGCACAUACAUUUACAACAGUAUCGGAUAUUACAGGAUUCGAAGCUGAACAUUUACUCAAACGCAAACCUGAUAUUAUUACACCAAAUGGAUUGAAUGUUAAAAAGUUCGCAGCACUACACGAAUUUCAAAAUUUACAUGCCGUCAGCAAAGAGAAAAUACACGAAUUUGUACGAGGCCAUUUUUAUGGGCAUUAUGAUUUUGACUUGGACAAAACUUUAUACUUUUUUAUCGCAGGCCGUUACGAGUUUGGAAAUAAAGGAGCUGAUAUUUUCAUAGAAGCUUUAGCAAGAUUAAACCAUUAUUUAAAGACAUCAAGACCGGAUAUUACUGUAGUUGCAUUUCUUAUUUUUCCAGCGCGAACUAAUAAUUUUAACGUAGAAUCAUUACGUGGUCAUGCCGUAACCAAAGCAUUAAGAGAUACGAUUACUGAUAUACAGCACAAGAUGGGAAAAAGAAUGUAUGAAUUAUGUUUGUCGGGUCGUAUGCCAGAUGCACAAGAUCUUCUUUUAAAAGAUGAUAUUAUUAAAAUAAAACGAUGUUUGUAUGCUCUACAAAGAAAUGGAUUACCACCUGUUACCACACAUAAUGUUGUAGACGAUUGGAAUGAUCCAGUCUUAAAUGCCAUUAGAAGAUGUAAUCUUUUCAAUACAGUUAAUGAUAGAGUGAAGAUGGUAUUCCAUCCUGAAUUUUUAUCAUCAACAAAUCCAUUGUUUGGAUUAGAUUAUGAAGAAUUCGUUCGUGGUUGUCAUUUAGGAGUAUUUCCAUCUUAUUACGAACCUUGGGGAUAUACUCCAGCUGAAUGUACUGUUAUGGGCAUUCCUAGUAUAACUACCAACUUAUCUGGAUUUGGAUGUUUUAUGCAAGAGCAUAUAGCUGAUCCAAUGAGUUAUGGUAUUUAUAUCGUAGAUCGAAGAUUUAUUAGUUUGGAAAAUAGUGUUCAACAACUUGCGCAAUAUAUGUUCGAUUUUGCUCGACUUAGUCGAAGACAACGUAUAAUUCAAAGAAAUCGUACUGAGAGAUUGAGCGAUCUUCUUGAUUGGAGGAAUCUUGGUAUUUACUAUCGUCAAGCCAGAAUAAAAGCAUUGACAACUGUUUAUCCUGAGCUUGCAUCGGAGUAUGCAGAAGGUGGUGUAGGUAGAUUCAGUUAUCCAAGACCGAUUAGUGAACCACCUUCACCAUCAUCUUCAAGACAUACUACUCCUGCAGCUUCUGUCCAUGGUUCUGACGAGGAAGACGAGGAGGAUGAAGUAGAUGAAGAAAAAGAGCUGGAAGAAUUACGCUCGAUGGGAAAAUGAAAUUGAAAGCUACGAUAGAAUUUUAUGCUGAAUUAUGUGCAUUCGAAUAUAUAAUAUAAUUUAUGAAAUUUUUAUUAAUAGAAAUGCCAAAAUAUUCAUUAUUAUACUAAUUUUAUAGGGAGCAUCAUUGCCUCAUUCCAAUUAUGUUAUUAAUUUUUGUUUCCUUUUGUCAUUGCCAUUUACAGCAUGCAAAAGAUACGAUCGUGAAAACAACAAGGAUAAAUGAAAAUAUUGUUUUAAAUUGAGUCAUGAAUAGUAAUUUUUACUAAUUUAAAAAAGAAAAAGAAAAGAUAUUUUUAAUCUUCGUGGACAAUAAUCUUAUUUAUUAGAUUGCAACAUAAUUUUUGUCGUAUUCUUUUGAUAAAAUUAAAGUUUAUAUAAUAUGUAAUAUGUUGGCCAUUAUUAUUAUCUGUAACUAGCUUAGGUUUACGGGUACAAAAAAACAAUUUUAUCUCUUUACGAAUGAAAUACGACAGAAAUUAUACAACCACCUAAUAUUAUCUAUGUAAACGUCAUCAAUCGAUGAUUAUGUAGGAAAUUCCCCAAAAAAUACUUGUCAUUAAUUAUUAUAUGAAAUUGUCCUAACGUCUGAUUUAAACGAAUACUCGUAAUCACUGUUAAUUAUCUAAGUAUAUACAUACGUUAUAUCAGCAAACCAUACUUUGCUAUAUACUACUGUUGCAUACUCUCAGUCUCAAUAAUUCUGAUUAAUUGUUUUUAUUAUCAUAUUAAUUACAAAGUUAAUGGUUUUAGAAAACUGAUAUUUAUCUCAAAUUUAUUACACGUUAAAUAAAAUUAUUAACUAUUAUAAUAAUUUAAUAUUUUAAUAAAAUUUAAUAAAAUUAAUUAUUAUAUAA
This is a messenger RNA of Vespula pensylvanica (western yellowjacket), 3709 nucleotides long. RefSeq names its product glycogen [starch] synthase (gene GlyS). Bases 768 to 2852 code for a protein of 694 amino acids. Lineage: Eukaryota; Metazoa; Arthropoda; Insecta; Hymenoptera; Vespidae. The record is from RefSeq and is a predicted model, not a curated record. Gene Ontology annotation, cellular component: cytoplasm. Gene Ontology annotation, molecular function: alpha-1,4-glucan glucosyltransferase (UDP-glucose donor) activity. Gene Ontology annotation, biological process: glycogen biosynthetic process. The transcript has 12 exons.